This is a messenger RNA of Pseudomyrmex gracilis, 1494 nucleotides long. Its product is annotated as protein phosphatase 1 regulatory subunit 36-like. Bases 33 to 1409 code for a protein of 458 amino acids. Lineage: Eukaryota; Metazoa; Arthropoda; Insecta; Hymenoptera; Formicidae. Gene Ontology annotation, molecular function: phosphatase binding. Gene Ontology annotation, biological process: negative regulation of phosphatase activity. The transcript has 6 exons. The record is from RefSeq and is a predicted model, not a curated record.
CAUAUUUGUUAUCAUAACAAUGCAAAAUAGAUAUGGGUGAAAGGCACUUUGUAUGGGAUGAAGUGUAUGAAGGAAUAGUUCUGUCAAGUACAACAAAAGCGGAAGAUGACCAAGCUAAAGGACGAAAGAAGGAAGACGUCACCGUUCCUACGGAGACAAUUUAUUUUCCGCAUGCAUAUUUAAGUUUGAGUUAUCGGGAAACGCUGAGUGAGAGUGCAAAGUAUAUUGAAAAAAGCUGCGCAUUACAUUUACAGAUCAGAUUUCGAAGACAUUACCUGAGAAAAGUCGCGCCGAAUGAGCCUGACGUUAUUAUAUUGCAAGACAUCAAAGAUCUCGUCCUUUAUCUGCUCGCAACGCCCGUCAGUCCCCAGUUCGUAAACUUCCUUCACUUGACGAUUGUCGAUCGAUUCUUAAGAGCGUUGAUCAUCUACUUCCAACACUAUACGGAAAUAUGGGAAGACUUGAUGCAGGAGCAGGCCGCCACCAUGAAGAAGGCACCAAAUCCGCUGGCACGUGGACACAGAUUUCGAUAUGCCGAACAGAUGCGAGGUCUUCGCUGUCUUGUAGGUCGGGAAUACGUGGAUCUGAUAAUGGGCUGCCAGGAAGGGUCGCAAUAUCACCACAUGAUGAACACCAAGUCGGUCACGGAAUCUCAGGGCGAGAAAGACUUGCGAAUCUUCGAGGCUCUGAUAAGCGUGGCUCAUCGCGUUGUAUGGAUAGCGUUAAAACGCAAACAUUACAAUCUGAUCGAACUAGAGGUGCACAGACUAUUCCGAACGGAAGCGUAUAACACCGCGCAAAGACAAAGCGGUAGUCAAAUUAUUCAGGAUAUGUUGGAAGACGAUAUCCGCGUGCUACAUGGUCCUAAAAUGACAUUGAAAAGUCGAUUACUCAGAAACUCCCCUUUACCUCAGGAACUGAUAUACUCGGAUUGCGACUACCGUUUUCUAUCUUUAGGAGUAACGGACAUCGAAGUGUACCAUCCGACACUUGUUUAUCUAAAAAACGCUCUUCACAUUGAGGAGGAAAGGUUGUCGAAAUUGGGAAUCAAAGCAGGCAUACUGGGUCACAAUCGCUCGGAUUACGAUAUAAUGUUAAUGCCGGUUGAACCGGAAGAGCCGAAGGAAGUUACUGUUGAUAAAAAAGUGGAAGAACCACUACUACGCAGAUUUUCUAUGGAUAUAGCUGUAAUGAAACAAGUUCGAGAUGUCAAGAGAUUAACUAUUCCCGAUAUUGAGGAAGAAUUGCCCGAGGAAUUCCCGAUGAAAGAGAUUGAAGUUGAGAUAUCAAACAAGAGAUACGAUAAAGUUCGCGAAGAAGCGCGAAAAAAAUGGAUUCGUCGAGAAAUAAAAAGGCGUAAGCGACACAAACAACUGGACACGUACUCUGAAGCAACAACUAUAGAUUGAGUUUCAAAAACACAUUAGGUGUGUGUACAUGUACAAAAAUAAAAUAAUAUAAAUUAAUUAAAUCUAAAAUAAAAACAAGAGUAAA